Molecule: messenger RNA, 1314 nt
Organism: Thalassophryne amazonica
Lineage: Eukaryota; Metazoa; Chordata; Actinopteri; Batrachoidiformes; Batrachoididae
Gene: aanat1
Product: arylalkylamine N-acetyltransferase 1
Exons: 3
Coding region: 16-690 (224 amino acids)
Biological process (GO): response to light stimulus; circadian rhythm
Cellular component (GO): cytoplasm
Molecular function (GO): aralkylamine N-acetyltransferase activity
Source: RefSeq, a predicted model, not a curated record
GACUAACGUCAUAAGAUGUCCAUGUUGGGCGCGCAGCCUUUCAUCAAACCGAUGCAGACGUCACCUGCUUCACCUGUCAUCCAGAGGAGACACACUCUUCCAGCCAGCGAAGUCCGACCGCUCAACACGCAGGACGCCAUCAGCGUCUUUGAAAUUGAGCGAGAAGCAUUUAUCUCAGUGUCGGGGGAGUGUCCCCUCCACCUGGAUGAGGUGCGUCACUUCCUCACUUUGUGUCCAGAGUUGUCCAUGGGUUGGUUUGAGGAGGGUCGGCUGGUGGCUUUUAUCAUUGGUUCUCUGUGGGACGGAGACAGGCUCACUGCAGAAGCGCUGACGCUCCACAAGCCCUGCGGCUCCACAGUCCACAUCCACGUCCUCGCCGUCCAUCGCACCUUCAGACAGCAGGGCAAAGGUCCAAUCCUGAUGUGGCGUUACCUACAGUAUCUCCGUUGUCUGCCUAACGUGCGCCGAGCAGUGUUGAUGUGUGAAGAUUUCCUCAUUCCCUUUUAUCGCAAGUCAGGCUUCAAGGUUCUGGGCCGAUGUUCCAUCACGGUGGCCAACCUGACCUUCACGGAGAUGUGGUACCCCAUCAGCGGUCACGCUUACAUGAGACGCAACAGUGAAGCAAUCCGGUUCCCGCAGCAUCCACUGACUCUGCCACUAGCAAAGACUGAUGAACAUGUUGAUGUAUGACAGGUUCGUCGAAAACAGUGAUGUCACUGUGCAUGGCGAGGGGUCAAGAGAGCGCAGGAUUUUGUCCUUUUUUGCUGGGCGAUGAAACCCUGCACCCUUUCAGGCCUUCUUGGCUCAUGUUUGACUCACUGAUUUAAAAAACUUGCAUGUGUUUUAAUGGGAAAUUUUCCAGCGUGACAAUAACAUGAAGCAGAGUCUGCGUUCUGUGUGCAUCGCCCGCCUGUGAAGGGAAUACGAGCAUUCGACGAGUCACUAAGUGCCACUUGCAUUCGUGGCUGUAAGCUGUCUCCUGCUGAUCACCUGCCUGGCCUUCCCACAUCUAUGGACUGACGUCAGUGACCAGGCUUUAGCUGCUCCACCUCUAUUAGGGGGCUUUAGCUUAGAAGAUCCACUUAUCGGUCAGCAAGAAGAUCCAAGGACUUCACCAACAUCUAACCUGGUGACUUAGGGUGUAAAUAAGUGAUCCAGACUUGGUUUUAAAGGUGUUUCCAAUAUGUGACUGGUUGAUCUCCUGCUUUUCUCUCAUCGUAUCACAGCUUCAACUAAAUGUUUUUGUUUUUACUGUGGUUUUUUUUAGAUUAAAACCUGUGUGCACUUUGUAUCCGCUGCUUUAUUUUUAUUACA